AUGGGUGUACGGGGACCGCUUCCCAACGCAAGGCUUCAAGUUGGCGGCGAGUGGCCAAAGCGACAAUGCGCUGCGCGUUGUCGUAUUGGACGUGAACGGUGGCACAUCUUCGUCGCUUUUAUCGGAUUGCGGCGGACAACCAGCAGAGCUGCAGUGUGUAGACUUUGGCGUCGACCGUCAAAAGAGAAUCUUCCCUCUUUGGAGUGGCGGAACUUGCUGUUCACGGCAUUGCAGCCCAGCAAUCGCAGAACGGCACGAUUAAAUCCACAUGCAGUAAGGAGGAUUUAUGCCCAAACAAAACGAAAGGAGCAAAAGAAACGAAAGGAAUAUGGAGUAGAUUCCGCAGCAAAUAAUUCCCAGGCGAAAUAA
Molecule: messenger RNA, 369 nt
Organism: Necator americanus (New World hookworm)
Lineage: Eukaryota; Metazoa; Nematoda; Chromadorea; Rhabditida; Ancylostomatidae
Exons: 3
Coding region: 1-369 (122 amino acids)
Source: RefSeq, a predicted model, not a curated record